CAAAUACAAAUUGUUAUUGUUGCAGUUGUUGUACAUAAGUCGUGUAAUUUUCUGGUGCCAUUUGGUGCAAAACACCGAUUUUCUAGUUUCCCAGUAUGGUUCUUUUUGCACUUGCGACACAUAUACAUAUACAAUUAAUCAAAAUUUCUCUUACCAAAGCAAUAACAAGUUUUACCUCAUUUCAAAGUUGGUAAGGUAUGUUUGCGAAAAUGUUACUUAGGUUACUUCAUUUAGUUAUUGUUUAUUUUACUCUUUAAAGCCAUGUCUGGGAUCCGCAUUCUUCUCGCCACUUGAACCUACCAUGCAACAAAUUACUUAGUUAAACAGUGUUAUUGUACAUGAAUAAUAAUAAUUUGAAACUUAUAUUGCGACUGUGUCAGUGUAUUUACAUCUAUUGUUCAAAUCGUUUAAAAUGUUUGCGAAUUUUUAGCUUAUAGAUUUGUGCUACAUACAUACAUAGCUACUGAUGUAAUGGCAGUGUUGUACAAGUAAAAUCUAUAAAUUCUGAACAGAUAUUUAAAUAAAAGCGGAAAUCUAAAGAUAUUAAAGCCACAAAAUGGAACCAAAUUCCGAUGAUAAUCUCUUGGAGAUCAUGGAUCUGGCGCGCACUUUGCGUCAGGAACAAUUGUUUAUACAGCAAGAGCAGGCCGCAUUCGCUCAAUUUACAGCGUCGCUGUCCGAAAACUCGGCUGCCAUAACAAAGUUAGCGUACAUUUGUGCACAACAAAGACAAAACCUUAACGAUUUAAUCACGUCACGUCCUGAGGUGGGCCCCAGUAUUUGCUGUCGUCGUGCUAAAAAUUAUGAGAAUGCUAAAUAUAUUGAUGCGAAGAAAGUGUUGGACUAUGAGCAAGCGAUUUCCUAUGAAGAGCUGUUCAAUCACCUCUACCGCUCGCCAUAUCUGCUUGCACUUUCAUUGGCAACAGGCGAUCGCAUCGCUGAGAUAACACCACAGCAUCUCAGUUACGUAAUACAUACCAUAUCAGCAGGCCUUUAUGGUAAUGCGAUCAAUACAAAAGAUGUGGAAAUGAUUUUGAAACUUUUGAGGGAACUGAUCGAAAUUCAAAUUGUGGUUAGCGAAAAUCCACGCAAUUUAUUGCGCGCUAAUUCGUCGGCUUUCGCACGUCUCUAUCAUCGUUUGAAUGAGUCCAUGUUUUCGGCGAAAAUAUUUUUAACGGCAGCAUUAUUUGAGCCAAUCAUGGAGGUAUUGAGCGAUGUUGAUAGCGUAUUAGAUGUGGAUCCUAGCAAAGUUGUGGAGAGUUUCAGCAGCAAAGAGCGCUUGAAAAGAUUUGGCGCUGAAGAUUCGCUUAACUACCAAGAGAACCUUACCAAAUUCCAUCAAGAUACUAUAACAAAAUUACAUGCUUUAGCUAAAUCGUUUAUUGAUAAUUUAACAUUCAAUUGGUCUCUCUUCCCCUCAACCCUGCGCUGGUUAGUGCAAACCAUGAGCCAUCACCUAAAGCAAUCGCAUUUCUCCGAUAAAAUUAUCAACGAAAUAAUAACCGAUAUGGUAUUCACACAUUUUAUAUGUCCGGCCAUUGUUAGUCCGGACAUAAUGGGCAUCAUUGAUGCACCCAUACCCGAGCAAGUGCGUUUUAAUCUCAUACAAAUCGGCCAAAUCAUACAAAUGCUCGCAUUAGCCAAACACGAUGUUGUUGAUGCGAAAUUCGCACAAAUUCAUGCUAAAUUCGAAGCUAAUGCGGUUUCAAAUUUAAUCGACCUAUUGCUAAUGAGUCAAUCGGGCGAAGAUGUUGUCGCCAUACUGUCACAACAAAGUGAUUUCGAUCGCUCUCACUUACUGGGCACACAAAGCGAACUCGCAUACUUUGUUGAAUUUUAUCGUAUACUUAUGGCGAGCGAUGAAUUUGAACCGCCACCGGAGGAGCGCACGAAAUUACAGAAAGUACUUUCCCAUUUGCCAGAAUCAUCAGAAGCAAAUCAACGUUUGCAUGCAAAUGGCAAUGAUAUGGCUGGCAGUGCGGCAGUAAAUGGAGAGACCAGCAGCGCUAAAGAACGCUCAAAACAAGGUUUCAUGGGUCUUAGCAAGGUGACAAAGAAUAAAAUCGCCAAGAGUAUGAGCUUUAACACAAAUAAUAGUACCGGAAUCGAUGGCGCAACAGCAUCAACUACUGGUAAUGGAUUAACGAAUGGCGCGUCUCUGGGUCAAGCUCAUAUACAUGAUAAUCAUAAUGGCAAUAAUGGCAGCGCGGCAACAUCCUCAAACGCAUCCAUUAGCUCGAAUAGUUCAUCGCCAAUACGUACGAUCAAUAUGAAUGAUAUUCUCGAGAACGAACCAAUACUUGUAUUUAGCAUCUACAAUGGUGAAGAGCACAAACUGCAACCGCUCACUGAAGAAGAAGUGCUGAAGAUGAAUUGCAUAGGCCAGGAUAUUUCCAAUGGUGAGGCUUUGCUCGUCGAUACUGGCAGUGUUAAUUUAGAUAACACCAUUGACAAGUCAUCCUCAGUGGCUAAUGGCUUUGAUGGCAUGGACAACAUGAGCGAUGUUCUACGUCCGUUGCAUUCGAAGACUACGCGUUUCUCACUGUCGCAUGAUGAUGCCUCCAUUGGUAAUUCAGACAAUCUGGAAGCAGUUAGUGAAGCGCCAUCAAAUCACUCGGUCACUAGUUCACUUGAAUUGGAAGAGGAGAACGAUCAAAAUGACAAUCUUUCCGAUAUGGUCUCGGCGAAUGUAUCGGGACGUGGCACGCCAAAUAUUAGCGGUCGCGAUACGCCCUCUUCACAGGUAACCGACGGUGAAUCGGUACAUAAUGCGCUACCAACGCCGCAAAUGCAAAAGCUCAUAUCGAAAGCACGAUCUGAUAUUGAGGAUAAAUUUUGUAAAUUCGAGAUCAAAAAAUUCGAAGGUGAUGAAACCGUGUCAAUCAUAUCGGACACUUGGUCCACCGAUGUAUUGGCCAGCGAUUCUGAGACGGUUGAUGCCAGUGAACGCGAACGGGAUCGUAAUUUCUCUACACCACUUAUUCCCUCAGCAGUCGUUUUGCCAGGUGAUAACAAUUUCGAUGUUCUUGCUGGUGCGGGUGCCAUGCGCCCGGUUUUUCUCGAUGUAUCAGACCAACGCUCCGAGUCCAAUUGGAGUACUGAUGUAUUGGCCAGUGAUUCCGAAAAAUUUGCCGAAGUAGAUACUGAUGAUAAUAUAAGCAUAACCGCCAAAUCGGACAUAACCGAUUCAGGUGCACGAUCCGAACAGGAGCGCGAUCAGUUAGCUGCUGCGAUAUCUGCACCGCAACCUGCUCGACGCAUACCAAACUCACCGUUUUACACAGCUCGCAAUGGUCGAACGUUCCGUGCUGCAACCACACCAAAUUACCACAACACACCAAAUAGUAAUCGAAGUAAUGGCCUAAACGGUGUUGGAAAUGUGGCCAGAGCUGCGAUUGGCAAUGCAGCUACGGAGGAGGGUGGCGCUAUAGCAAGUGAUGGCAGUCAUGGUAGCGGUAGUAGUGAUCAUUCUCAAGAAGAUUCAGCAUUUUAUGAUGCGGCAAAUUUAUACGACGAAGCUGCGGCAUCGGUCAAAGCCGAAGAAAACCCGACUGCGCACUACAGCGGUCUAUCCUCUUUGGCGCGUAGUUCAGUGCGCACUACCAAUCAGUAUAGUGGCGAAAAUAAUUUCCAACAAGACUAUAAAAGUGGUAAUGCCGAUGGUAAAGAAGCUUUUUUGGGUGCACCACGCAUGCGUCGUCAAACUUCAGCUGAAAGCAGUAUUUCAAAUCAAAGUGUGACAUUUGAGGAUGCCGCUGGUUCUGUGGGUGUGUGUACGAGCAAGCCACCAAAGUCCCAUUACAAAGGUGGUAUAAAGAAAAAGAAACAACACAAUAGUAACUCGACGAAUAGCCACAAAGAUCUUAUAGAUUUUAGUGAUUUUGGCGAAGAGGAGAAGCCACCAAUCCCCGCAAGGCAACGUAAUGCUGAAGUUGAGGCAGCACUUGUCGAUUUGCUUGCAGAAGAGAAUGUUGAACAUCGUCACGCAUCGAAUGAGGCGCGCAAUGCCAGUUUCGAUGGCCGACGCAACGGUAUAUUGGCAAUGAAAAAUGACGGACGCGCCGAAUCGGGCGGCAGGCAUGCAUCGAUACCGCUAUUACGGCGUCACCAAAGUUUAAAUUAUGAAAAUCACGAGUUAAUGAUCAGCAAUGUCAUUGACACUUCAAAGCGUGUAACAAUGAUGGCCACUUUACCGCAAACAGAUGAUGACAAAAGUCAACAACAACAACAGAUUAUGCUGCUAUGCGCCAAAACCGAGAGAUUGCAACUAAAUGAUACGGAGAAUUGCACGAAUGAAAACGCGACAACCUCUACUCCGCGUUCUACUAUCACGAAUAGUACUUCCGGCCAUGGUACAGGUGGCAUGUUGACCUCGAGUUUAAGCGUUGCGGCGGGCAACACGAAUUGCGCUCAGAAACCGAGCAAAUCCACCGGCGCUAUACCGAAAAGCAUCAGUUUUGAUGCGUCGGCCGACAAGAAUAGCAGUAGUCAAAACGACGCUAGUUCGAGCACAAUCGGCGGAACGCGUCAUCUGCCCUCUCAUCGCAAUGCACGCGUAUUGCAUCCAAAUUUGGCGGUUCAUGCCUCAACUAGUGCCAAUAGUAAUUCGGGUAUAUUCAAUAAGCUGAAACAAGGUAUUUUCAAACACAGACGUGGUAACAAAUCACACUCGCGACAUUCGACGCAUCUGCACAAUGGUGUUGACAGUUUGACUGGUGGAGAGUAUACGCCGCACACGUCAGCCAGCAGUCGCACUGUGUCGUUCAGCGCAAACACUUCAGAAAUUUCGCUCGACAUGGUCAGUAUCGGCAGUGGUUCCGGCGGUGCACGCAACACUCCUCUCGUUGGGGCUGACAGUGGUGGAGCCAAUGCUGGUAUAGCGGCAAAUUAUGGCGAUAUUAAUGAGGAUAUUUUGGCAAAAUAUCGUCGUAAGGUUAGCAGUUCCAGUGAGGCUACAAAUUCGGACUCCUUAGGCAAUGGCUUAGGCGGCGCAGCGGCUGUGUCAUCAACAAAUGAACGCAAACAUUCCGAGGCGGAGCCGAAAUCACCAAAUACCAUUUUGCAUGAUAAAACUGUCGCUUUUAAUGUGAUCAAAAAGAAAAUACGUACCGUGCUGUCAAAGACUGAUUUACACACAGGCGAUUUUCGCCAUACCACGUACACCAAUGCCUCACCGUUACUCACAUAUCUGCAAAUUCAGCUGGCACAGGCGUUGAACCUACAAAAUUUCCAACAAAUUUCAUAUGUUUCUGAGGCAAUACGUUGUAUUUCAACGCUCGAACGCAAUCAGCACACUCAACUUCUCGAAGAAUUACAAGAGGAUAUACAAAAACGUCAGAAUUACUUACAGUAUUUAAUGCGAUAUCGUCAGAAUCAACUAUUAAUGAUGGAGAAUAUAGAACAGUUCGAAACACGUUUGCGUAGCGAAAGUGCUACAUGUAAUCGCUACUUAAUGAAUGUAUGUGUGCGUCUAUUUUUCGAAAAACGCCAAGCGAAAUUAGCUGAAUUCCAGGAGGAAUUUGCACGUCUUACAGUGUCCGAUGAUAAAAUUGAAUUGAUUGAGGAAUUCAUUGAAUGUUUGAUGGAAGAAUUGCUUUCAGCUGGCGGCAUACUACACGGCAUGCCAGAAUGGCAAGCACAGGAAGCGCGUCUGUCAAUUGAACGUAUACUACUUACACGUCUUUACCAACAGGUGAUGUUUCCCAAUGAAGAUGCUGAUUUAUCGCGCGAUACCGUACUCUCGGAGCAUAUCAGCAAGUUACAACGCGUUAUUAGCCCCUCACAUCCAGCACUUUGCAUUCCACAAGUAUAUCUUUCCGAGGCUCCUUGGUCAUUUGCUCAGCAACAGCUCUCAUAUAUAUCCGCAUAUAAAACGCCGCGAGAAAAAUUACAAUGCGUAAUCAGAUGCAUUUCGAGUAUUAUGAGCUUAUUGCAUAUGUCAAGUGGUCGCGUGCCGGCAGCUGAUGAUAUUUUGCCCGUUUUAAUCUAUGUUGUGAUUAUGACAAAUCCACCAUUUCUGCUGUCAACCGUUGAAUAUAUCACCUGUUUCAUCGGUGAGAAAUUAGAAGGCGAAGAACAAUUCCAUUGGACGCUCUUUUGCUCUGUGGUCAAAUUUAUCAAAACAAUGGACUACUUGGAUUGAAUAAAUUUCUUCCAAAGCAAAGUAAACUAGCUGAACAAGGUUUCCGUUGAAUCUGUUUGUUGCAUCUGUAAACACUAUUCCAAAUCACUUUACAUUAUUUAUUGUUUGCAUCAGUCGAGUGAUCGAAAUCAAGAACAUUUUAAAGCAAUAUUAAAGUAAUAUAAAACGAGUUUAUAGUUGUUGAAAUGUUAAGUUUUUUUUCUGUUAU
Ceratitis capitata (Mediterranean fruit fly) is the source of this 6350-nucleotide messenger RNA. It is a transcript of the gene Gapvd1, whose product is annotated as receptor-mediated endocytosis protein 6 homolog. Gene Ontology annotation, cellular component: endocytic vesicle; cytosol. The transcript is spliced from 11 exons. Bases 557 to 6142 code for a protein of 1861 amino acids. Lineage: Eukaryota; Metazoa; Arthropoda; Insecta; Diptera; Tephritidae. The record is from RefSeq and is a predicted model, not a curated record. Gene Ontology annotation, molecular function: guanyl-nucleotide exchange factor activity; small GTPase binding. Gene Ontology annotation, biological process: regulation of GTPase activity; vesicle-mediated transport.